This is a messenger RNA of Periophthalmus magnuspinnatus, 1654 nucleotides long. It is a transcript of the gene sox3, whose product is annotated as SRY-box transcription factor 3. The transcript has a single exon. Gene Ontology annotation, molecular function: DNA-binding transcription factor activity, RNA polymerase II-specific; RNA polymerase II cis-regulatory region sequence-specific DNA binding. The record is from RefSeq and is a predicted model, not a curated record. NCBI's taxonomy places the organism in Eukaryota, Metazoa, Chordata, Actinopteri, Gobiiformes, Gobiidae. The coding region runs from base 128 to 1027 and encodes 299 amino acids. Gene Ontology annotation, biological process: regulation of DNA-templated transcription; cell differentiation; anatomical structure morphogenesis.
GAGUUUGAGAGAGGAGAUCACGGACUGAACCGUCACCUGUGCUCAGAGAACUUCUCUUCACUCACUAAGGCUACCUCUAUUUUUGCCUCUUAACUUUUUGUGCCGCGGGCACCCUCCAGCCGCCUGAAUGUAUAACAUGAUGGAGACCGAGCUGAAGACCCCACUGCCCCAGUCCAACUCGGGCUCGGCGCCGGGCAGCAAGAACAACAGCGUGAGCGACGCGGAGCGGGUAAAACGUCCCAUGAACGCUUUCAUGGUGUGGUCUCGGGGCCAACGCCGGAAGAUGGCCCAGGAGAACCCCAAGAUGCACAACUCAGAAAUCAGCAAGCGCCUGGGAGCCGACUGGAAACUUCUAACGGACGCCGAGAAGCGGCCGUUCAUCGACGAGGCCAAGCGACUGCGCGCAAUGCACAUGAAGGAACACCCGGAUUACAAAUACCGGCCACGCAGGAAGACCAAGACCCUGCUCAAGAAAGACAAGUAUUCGCUGCCCGGGGGACUGUUGGCGCCAGGGACCAACCCCGUCAACAACUCUGUGUCAGUGGGACAGCGCAUGGAUGGUUACGCGCACAUGAAUGGCUGGACGAACAGCGCGUAUUCACUGAUGCAGGACCAGCUUGCAUACCCGCAGCACCACAGCAUGAACAGCCCACAGAUCCAACAGAUGCACCGCUACGAGAUGGCCGGUCUGCAGUAUCCCAUGAUGUCCUCUGCGCAGACUUAUAUGAACGCUGCGUCCACGUACAGCAUGUCUCCGGCGUACACGCAGCAAAGUUCCAACAUGGGCCUGAGCUCCAUGGGAUCCGUGUGCAAGAGCGAACCCAGCUCCCCGCCGCCCGCCAUCACGUCACACUCACAGCGCGCGUGCCUUGGGGACCUGCGGGACAUGAUCAGCAUGUACCUGCCCCCCGGAGGCGACAGCGCGGAGCACUCGUCCCUGCAGAGCACCCGGUUACACAGCGUACACCCACACUACCAGAGCGCAGGCACCGGUGUCAAUGGCACACUGCCCCUGACGCACAUCUGAAGCGCACUACAGACUCGAACUUUUAUAAAGUACUUGGAUACUUGAACAUUUUGGUUGCUGAAACGUUCAAAACAAUUUCAAAAAAGUUGGACUUGUCCAUUGCGCUUUUGAAAUGGACCCACUGAGCGUUGAACCGACGCGUAAGAGGCUUUUUAUCACAAGUAUAAGCAAUCAACUUGUAGAAGAAGUGGACUUCUAUAUUUUAAGUAAUGCCAUAUUUUCUGUAAAUGAAAAGGCAUCGUGGCCUCGUGAGGAGGCUGUGUAUUUCAGAAAAGCUGGAUGGAAAGUUCAUAAAUGUUUACACUUAAAUUGUAGAAUGUCGGUUGUAUUGACUGUGUCCAAAUUUUGUAGUCUUUUUUUGUCCUCGCCUUAUAGUUUUAAAUGAAAUGUUAAGACUGUGCAGGUCGCAACCAGGUUUUAUUUAUAGUACGUUUUUCAUUAGCUUGUGAUCCCCAUGUCGUGUGAAAAGACCCCAUUGUUUUGUAAAAUGUUUUGUUCUCCGAUGGUUCUGACAGUGUCAUGUUUACUCAGUUUCUUGAACGAAAAAGUUUAUUUAAACUGACGUUUCUACAUAUUUUAAGACCAUCCUCUAUUCUUUAAUGCUGAAUAAAUUUGUACAAAACUUAA